This is a messenger RNA of Drosophila santomea, 479 nucleotides long. RefSeq lists its product as uncharacterized. The coding region runs from base 118 to 369 and encodes 83 amino acids. The transcript has 2 exons. The record is from RefSeq and is a predicted model, not a curated record. NCBI's taxonomy places the organism in Eukaryota, Metazoa, Arthropoda, Insecta, Diptera, Drosophilidae.
AAUGAAUCAUUCUGUAUAAAAUUUUUGACCCGGUUCCAAAAUAGAUUCCACAAGUAACCCCAAAAUCCCAAAAUCCCCACUUUCGGUGCGAGUAAUUUGGGAAGCUCCAUCGGGAAAAUGCCGGUGGCCGUUCGUCUGGUGGAGGCCUUGACCCUGAUCACAAUUAUGGGCCUGAUUACCUGCAUUGGUCUCAGCGUGAUUCUGGCCCAAAAGACCCUUAGUAUGACUAUUACAUUCAUUGAGCCUGCAGCGAAUAUUGCCGACAUGGUACUGAUUUUAACCGAGAAAGUACUGGUGUCCUCGCUACUCUGCGUUUUGAGACUAACAAAUGUGGUGGGCAGUGCCCUCCAAGCGGCCGGAAUCGCCUGAUGAUCCAUAUGUCAUGAUAUAUCAAAGUUGCCCCCACUAACUUUCGGUUUUCUGAUCAAUGUUGUAUGCCUCGAAAGUUCCCAAUAUAUUACUCGCCUUUCGUUUUAUUA